Molecule: messenger RNA, 1641 nt
Organism: Heterobilharzia americana
Lineage: Eukaryota; Metazoa; Platyhelminthes; Trematoda; Strigeidida; Schistosomatidae
Source: the annotation of a GenBank genome assembly
AUGGCUGGUUCUGAUGCAGACAAAUUACAGUUUCCCAUAAUAGGUAAUGAUCAACGACAAGAUAAUAACAGAACCACUUCUGAUAUCUUUACAACAUAUGAAUCAGUUGAUACUUCAUCAUUAAAAUUUAUCUCAACGACACCAAUCACAUCAACGCCAUCACUGUCAUCAUCAUCAGCUAAAUGUUCUAAAAUACACUUUCCAUCAAAUGAUUCAGGCGAAAUUCACCCACGUAAAAGAAGACAAGACUGGUGUAAAUGGCCCAUAUGUAUACAGUACCGAACAACUGGUUAUUGUCCAGCAUACAAUCCUAAUGCAACAUCACUGUCAUCACAGAUGUGUAAUGCUGCUCAUAUUGGUCCAAAUGAUCAAGUACCUAUGUCACCAGAUGGACAAGUCCGAGUCUGUUUUGACUCAAUGGGAUUAGUGAAUCUUACCUGUAAUCGAUCGGACUGCUUUUUCUACCACCCACCAAAAACGAUCAGAGAUCAAAUUGUAGCCAAACGACACGCUCAGUAUCUUCGAGAAAAAGUGAUUCGUGACGCUUCAAAAUCACGCAAAUCAACAGGUCUCUUAACUUUUGAAGACAAUGCUAAAACCCUUCCUAGUUUCGAUUGUAAUACCAAGCUGAAAUACGUAUCUCAUGGACAGUCAGUGAUGACAUCGACGACUGGGCUUAAUCCUUUCAACUUACUGACAACUUCUCAACCAUCUUCAAGGACAGUUGAUUUAAUUUCAGCAUCUACAAUGAAUAAGGAUAAUUUACAAGCACUUUCCCAAGGGUGUAAUAUGGAUCCGUUAUGGUUAACACACGUUUCACACCAUCAGCAACCACAAGACCAACAUCAUCAGCAUUUAGCACAAUUACAUCAGCAAACAAAUCUUAAGUCUCUGAUUCAGGGCUGCACUUCAAAUGCAGCAGCACCUUAUCUAAUGCUUAACAGUAACAUUUCUCCAUGUUUAUCGAAUAUUAUACUGAACAGUGCAUCAUUCAUUCAGCCACCAAGUUUAAAUCCGAAUAUAUUAUUACCCAAUUCAUGUCCACUUUUCUCUAACCCAUCCAUAAAAUCUCACUGUCCUGAUAUUAAUCUGUUGUCUACACAGAAUCAAACUGACAACGAAUGGUUAUAUAAUAUGCUGUCAAUGAAUCUUGGACCAUUAACACAACCAAUGUAUUCGUCGAACUUAAUUACACCAUGGAGCAAAUUACUCGACAGUUUAUUAUUAAGUAAUCCAUUACUACUGUCAAAUGUUUCACAGAAUACAGGAAUCCCAAUCAAUUCACAGGUUAAUUGUUUAUCAACUCAGCUGAUUGAUCCAUUGCUGCCAUUCAGUUAUCUGCCAAGCAUAUCAUAUCCAUUGAUUACAAAUUCAAUAAAUUAUCAGUCAGUGACAUUACCUGCUGAGAAUAGAGGAACAGAUUCUCUGAAUACUAUGCCACUUUCAACUACACUGAGCAGUGACAUCAAUAUACCUUCUAAUGGUUUUUCUGAGUCACUUCAUUCAUCCUCCAUAACUUUAACAUCAACAGCUCAAUCAAUGAAUCCUGAGAUUCUAUUUCAAAAAUCACAACUUUCAUCACAAACGGACUAUGUGAAUACUACAACGAGCACCAUUAUUGUCAGUUCCAGUACUGUAUGA